Messenger RNA from Menidia menidia (Atlantic silverside), 3192 nucleotides. The record is from the annotation of a GenBank genome assembly. NCBI's taxonomy places the organism in Eukaryota, Metazoa, Chordata, Actinopteri, Atheriniformes, Atherinopsidae.
UUCGUUCUUAUUCGCUCUGGGACUCUCCUCCUCCCCACCCUGACCUCCCCCUCUUCUCCUCUGUGCCUAAAAAUCGCGAUGCAUUGGCAGUAAUGCUGCUUUCCACUGUCUUUCUCUAGGAUGGGAUUCUUCAGAUAUCUUCGCUCCGUUAAGAAUGAGCUUAUCCUAUUCUCCGCCCCAUGUCUUCUCCUUCCAUUGCCUCUGGUGAUCGGGACAUCGGAGGCAGAAUGUGCGUAUGUGAUCAUCCUGAUGGCCGUGUACUGGUGCACUGAGGCCCUUCCCCUGGCCGUGACUGCGCUCCUCCCGGCUCUCCUCUUCCCUCUGUUUGGCAUAAUGCAGUCCAAAGAUGUGUGCAUGCAGUACCUAAAGGACACAAACUUGUUGUUUGUGGGAGGACUGAUGGUCGCCGUGGCCGUGGAGCACUGGAAUCUGCACAAGCGCAUUGCUCUGAGGGUGCUGCUCUUGGUUGGUGUGCGUCCAGCACUUCUGAUGCUGGGUUUCAUGGGCGUCACGGCAUUCUUAUCCAUGUGGAUCAGUAACACGGCUACGACAGCUAUGAUGGUGCCCAUUGUCCAAGCAGUGCUGGAGCAACUCAACAACAGUGAGGCAGAACUACCUCAGAUCCUAAGCUCAGACGAGCAGGUCCAGACAUCAGACACUGAUGGCAAAUGUUCUAUGCAGACAGAGAAACAGAGUGAAGGAAAUGGCCCAGUGGUGGUGACUUUCCUGGAUGCUUCAGUAGAGGUUGCCAAGCUCAGGGAGGCCGCAGAAAGACGCAGAAUGUGUAAAGGGAUGACCCUGUGUGUGUGUUAUGCUGCCAGCAUCGGUGGCACAGCCACACUAACAGGAACUGGCCCCAACCUGGUGCUAAAAGGCCAGAUGAACCAGUUGUUUCCUGACAACGGUGAUGUGAUUAAUUUUGCCUCCUGGUUUGGCUUUGCCUUUCCAAACAUGAUCCUCAUGCUGACGUUGGCCUGGCUUUGGCUGCAGUUUGUAUUCAUGGGAUUCAAUUUUAAGAAGACCUGGGGCUGCGGGACCGUGAAGACAGAGAAGGACAUUGCUGCUUACAACGUCAUAGUAGAGCAGCACCGUCUCCUGGGCUCUAUGUCUUUUGGAGAAUUAAGCGUCCUUGGUCUCUUUACUUUGCUGGUGGUCAUGUGGUUCACGAGGGAUCCAGGUUUUGUCGCCGGAUGGGCAACAAACAUCUUCAACUCCAAAGCAGAGUACGUGACAGAUGCUACAGUGGCAAUUUUCGUGGCUGUGCUUCUCUUUGUUCUGCCCUCUCAACCUCCACGUUUCUGUUCACGGAGGAGUCAAAGUUUUGACACGGCACCACGUCCGUCUUCUGGACCAACGCAGCCUCUCCUCACUUGGAAAGUUGCCCAAAAGAAGUUACCAUGGGGCAUUGUGCUCCUUCUUGGAGGAGGUUUUGCUCUGGCUAAGGGAAGUGAAGAAUCGGGGCUUUCUAAAUGGAUGGGAGAUCAGAUGACUCCCCUGCAAAGCAUCCCUCCUUGGGCAAUUGCUAUUAUCUUAUGCCUGCUAAUUGCUACCUUCACAGAGUGCACUAGUAAUGUGGCCACGGCGACUCUCUUUCUACCUGUUUUAGCUUCAAUGUCUCAGUCCAUUGGAAUGAAUCCGCUGUACGUCAUGGUGCCGUGUACUCUGAGUGCCUCUUUUGCCUUCAUGCUGCCUGUGGCCACCCCUCCAAACGCCAUAGUCUUCUCAUAUGGCUACCUCAAGGUUGCUGACAUGGCCAAGACAGGAAUAGUCAUGAACAUCAUUGGCAUCCUGUGUAUUACGCUGGCCAUCAACAGCUGGGGCAGAGCCAUGUUUCAGCUGGACACCUUCCCUUCCUGGGCCAAUGUGACAGGGGUGUGAGACUGCCUCUCCAAUCACAAGAGCAAGACCAAAACCUAGGGUUAGAGUGGCAGCACAAGACCAAACAGCAGACUUUAUUUGUCUUGUUUCCAUCUGGACAUUUCUAUUCAUACCUGUGUCUGACUUGUUUGUGAAAGCUGAUGAGUUUGAAGAAUGCUGGAUAACAUUUGUUUCUUAUGUGUAUCAAAGUUACAGUUCCCAAUUCCCAAAAAGAUAUGGCAGAAGCCAAAAGCUGUCUCUGAUUGUUAAUACAAUUACAGAGAAUCAGUUGGAAUCCUUUGCAGUUGAGUGAAUUUAAACCAUUCACUCUCUUUUAUCUGAAUAAUUCAGAGGACUUGUGUAAAUAUGGUUUAUAUUAUUUUUUAAGUUUAAUUUAGCAUAAAUGUAGCAUGAACUAAUAAUAAUAAGUGUUCUUGUAACUAAAACAUUGGGGUACUUGCCCUUAGGUACUUUUAGAUAUUUGCUGUAUGGGCACUGUAUUUCUGAUUAAGGUUAUACACUGAAAGUACAUAAUGCUGCAUGUGAAGUAUACACAGUUGACUAAAUGUGACCAGAUCCACAUUGAAAUUCCACUAAUAUGUGGACGCAUUAGUAAUAAUACAGCAGUAACAAUGAGAUCAUUACAGUUUGGAAGUGAUCACUCACUACUGAUGUAGCAUUGCCAAAUUCUGUACUUUGUGCUUCCCUCAAGCGACAUAUUACACCAUAAAAAUAGUUUCAGAUUACUUUUUCCACAGCUGUUUCUCAUAGGUGCUUAUUUUCACACGGGGUUAGUCGACUCACGGCGUGAGGGUUCCUGAUUUUAAUCCCGGUUGGGGUUCCUUUCUGUGUGGAGAUUGUAUGAUCUCCCUUUGUUCCCAUGGCUUCUUCCUUAAAACAUGCUCUAAAUGGACCCUGGGAAUGUGUACUAGUUUGCCUAGUUGUCAGUUGUGCCUGCAUCUCGCCCAAAGACGCCUGGUAUAGGCCCCAGGCCUCCCACCCCCCAAAUUUUUCUGGAAACAAACAUACAUGGCAGAAAAAAACUCGUACACAACCCAACUAAAAGCUUUGUAGUUUUCAUACACCAUCACAUGAACUGAAAACUUCCUUUUUAACAAACAAAAUCUUUUGUAUUCAUGUGUUCAUAGUGCCUUAUUGUAUAUAGAAACAGAGAUUUAAGUUUAUGUUUAUAAGCCGUUCUCAUGUGACCCAUUUCCACAACUAAUUCUAUAGUGACUGCAUAUGAAAUAUUUUGUAUUUGAUAAUUGUAUAAAUGGUGUACAUUUGCUUUUGGACACAUGAAAUGAAAAUAAAAUAAAUGGAAUUAAAACCAUG